CCAUCGGCCUAUGCCGGAGGCGAGGGCCCAGCAGCCAGCGGGCACUCCGCGGAGGCCCAGGUCGAUCCUGGACCGGGGCCUGAUCAGGAGCCCCCUCCUCGAGGCGGGCCUCGCGACCGAGGGGGGCGCGGCAGGGGGGCCAGAGCUCCGCGGCGGGAGCUGCAAGGCGACGUGGGCGCGGCAGCCUUACGACGAGUCGACCUCAGAGGCAAGUUCUGCAGCGAGCCGCACCGCAGCGGACUCCACGCCUUCUGACUCCUCUGGCGCCUCGCCGCUGCCAGGGCCCGCCGAGGGGGCCCCGCGGACGGCGCCCCCGGCCUGUUUCGGGGGCCGAUUCCUGCGCGCGAAGCGCGCGGAGCGCCUGCGCAGCGGGAGCGGGGCGCUGGGCCCGGCCACGCCGCGGGCGACGCCGCCUGGGCCAGGCCACCCGCGUCAGCGGCCCCGGGCGCCCGCCGCCGCGCGGCCGAGGGCGGCCAGCGGCCGGCCGGGAGGCGGCGAGGCCGCGGAGGCGGCGCGCGACGGAGGCGCCCUGCUGAUCCCCAGCUGCCUGGUCGCCGUCACGGCGGCCCAGGGCGGGCACGGGCACGGGCACGGUGCGUGCAGGGCCAGGGUCCUCACGGUGGACCACGCCAGGGGGCUAUGCAAGGUCAGGACGCGUGAUGGCGCUGUCCAGACUGUGGAGGCGGCUCGGCUGCAGCGCCUGAGUCUGAAGGUCAGGUUCGCGGACGACGGCGACCUCCUCUGA
Messenger RNA from Prorocentrum cordatum, 745 nucleotides. The record is from the annotation of a GenBank genome assembly. Lineage: Eukaryota; Dinophyceae; Prorocentrales; Prorocentraceae.